Molecule: messenger RNA, 2144 nt
Organism: Spodoptera litura
Lineage: Eukaryota; Metazoa; Arthropoda; Insecta; Lepidoptera; Noctuidae
Gene: NGR-A27
Product: neuropeptide receptor A27
Biological process (GO): neuropeptide signaling pathway
Cellular component (GO): plasma membrane
Molecular function (GO): neuropeptide receptor activity
Source: RefSeq, a predicted model, not a curated record
AUGUUAUGUCUCCCUAAUGACCUGUCAGUCUCCUGGCACCAGUACCCCUACAGUCUCGGCAUCGUCUUCUGCAAGCUGAGGGCACUCAUCUCUGAAGCAGCCUCCUACGUGUCAGUGUUGACGAUAGUGGCGUUCUCUCUGGAGCGGUACCUGGCCAUCUGUCACCCUCUCCAUCUGUACGCCAUGGCCGGCCUAAGGCGCGCCCUACGUAUAGUAGCUGCGCUGUGGCUGGUCUCACUGCUGGCGGCGUCUCCCUUCGCGCUCUAUACCACUGUCAGCUACCAUGACUACCCCCCAGGAUCUGGUAACGCGUCUCUGGAGUCAGCCUUCUGUGCGAUGUUGGAGAUGCCGUCGUGGUACCUGUGCGAACUGAGCAGCCUGCUGUUCUUCAUUCUCCCAGGAGUCAUCAUCCUCUGCCUCUACGUGCGCAUGGGGCUCCGAAUUAGGACCACACACACGAACAAGCCUGGCAGUCCCGGCACACUGAACGGAGUGAACGGCAGCGUGCACGGCGAGGCCAGGCAGGCACAGUCCAAGAAGACCAUCAUCAGGAUGCUCGCGGCGGUGGUGGUAGCAUUCUUCGUGUGCUGGGCUCCGUUCCACUUCCAGCGCCUGUUCUUCAUCUACGGAACCUCCUCGCGGCACUACCACACCAUCAACGAGUACCUGUUCUACGUGGCCGGUGCCUUCUACUACAUCUCUGCUACUGUCAACCCUAUACUGUACAAUGUCAUGAGCCAUAGGUACCGCAUCGCAUUCUCAGAGACCCUCUGCUGCGGCAAGGUGAUCAGCAAAAAAAACAGGUACCGGGAGCACUCCAGCAUCAGAGAGACCAUGGUGAACCACACUUCCGACGGAACCAACCUGGUCAGAGUCCGCUCCGAGAUCCAGCAUAAAAGGAACCGAGUGGACAGACGAAGCAGAAGAUGCAGCUACUACGGAACGGAGACCACAAGCCUUUGCAGCGAAAAAUGGAGACAGGAGACUCCAAAAAAGAUGAACAGCAUGUUAAUCAAUGACAGGAACAGUGUAUCUUCAACCUUAUGUAAUAAUAAUGACAGUCAAUUGUUGUACAGCGACUUCAAAAUAGAUGGUGACGUCACUUAGGGUACCAGGCGCGCAGACAUCGCGAGAGCUAACUUGACCGUCAUGAGAUACUGUCCGCCAUAUUGUCGAUAUGACCUGGAUUGUAACUUAUAUUGUGAUACAAUGAUGUAGAUUUAAUACUACGCUUUUAAUGUAUAGAUAAUAAGGUAUAUAAUUGGUUAUUCUGUAUAAUACGACUUGUUUAUUUGUGGUGUUUAUCAAGUAAAAAUAAAUAAGAAUUUCGAAGAAAGUCACCUCAAAGAACUUCGCCCAAAAUGUAAACUCAUUUUUGUAAAUAUUUAUCAAGUAAAUCAUUAGUGUAGUAGUGUGACUAUAUCUCCGACGGUUUUUUCAACGAAAGGACAAAUUAUUUUCUCUUGUAAGAUGCCUAGACUAAAUUGGGUCUCACUUCCAUUACGUACAAUCUAAAUUAAGACCAUGUCAUGCGUGUACUAAUAUAUAUGUAUAACAAACAUUAGUUCGUAGGUACCUACUCGUGCCAUGUUAAAUGGCUCUUAUUUUUAACUACUUUGAACAAUGCAGUUAAGUUUUACGUAACUAUCUGCUCUUUAAAAAAAUACAUCAAAACAUAUUCUAUGUCAUCAACUCAUCGAUAAAGAUUCACAAUUAAAAUAAGUAAUUUUUAAAAAAUAUAGUGUUAAGAAUCCAGUCGAAGUAUAACAGACAAGCUUAUAGUUACACUUACCACCAGGCGAGAUAGUGGUCAAACGUUAGCCCAUACAAUAUAUAUAAAAAAAACAAACAACCAAUAAUAUCACUGUUAAAAGUUUUAAUGACUAAAGUCAAGUAAAUAAUACCCACAUACUUUUGCUUAAUCACAAGCAAAACCAUGUUGUAAUUACAGUAUUUCUCGCUGAAUCAGCGGUGUAAACAAGAACCACUGAGCUCUGUUCAUUUUGACGUUUACCCGUUUCUUGUUCAGCCUGGCAUUCAUUUAAUUAACCCGGAUAACCGGAUAACCUUCAAAACAUUAAAUAGAACACUUUUUGUAAUGCUUUUCUUGGAGUACAUCAACAGCCUAUAGGUGGCCACUGCUG